AAAGCCCGCCCCUGGGAGGAGAGGAGGCGAGGAGCAGACAUCGAGUGGUGCGCCUGCGUACUGCGGUGGGAGGGCCGAAGUCGCGCAGUGAGCCCCUCGCAGGCCUGCAAACAACGCGAUAUUUUCUUGAGAUCGGUGGCGGAAUUAUUUUAUACAGAAAUCUGGUGUGAUCCCUAUGCAAACAAGGCGAUGAUUGUACGAAGAGUGAUACUGAAUUCCCGACCUGGGAAAAAUGGUAAUCCAGUGGCAGAAAAUUUCCGAGUAGAAGAAGUAAAUUUACCAGAUAAUAUAAAUGAAGGACAAUUAAAAGUCAGAACUCUUUAUCUUUCUGUGGAUCCUUACAUGCGUUGUAGAAUGAAUGAAGACACUGGAUCUGAUUAUAUAACACCUUGGCAGCUGUCUCAAGUGGUUGAUGGUGGAGGUGUUGGGAUUAUAGAAGAAAGCAAACACACAAAUUUUACUAAAGGUGAUUUUGUGACUUCUUUCUAUUGGCCCUGGCAAACCAAGGUUAUCCUGGAUGGAAAUAACCUUCAAAAGGUAGACCCACAACUUGUGGAUGGACACCUUUCAUACUUUCUUGGAGCCAUAGGUAUGCCUGGUUUGACUUCCUUGAUUGGGAUACAGGAAAAAGGUCAUAUAACAGCUGGAUCUAAUCAGACAAUGGUUGUUAGUGGGGCUGCUGGUGCUUGUGGAUCCUUAGCUGGGCAGAUCGGCCAUUUGAUGGGCUGUUCAAGAGUGGUGGGAAUUUGUGGAACCCAUGAGAAGUGCCUCUUUUUGACCUCAGAACUGGGCUUUGAUGCUGCAAUUAAUUAUAAAAAGGGGAAUGUGGCAGAACAGCUCCGUGAAUUCUGCCCAGCUGGAGUGGAUGUUUACUUUGACAAUGUUGGCGGUGACAUUAGUGACACAGUGAUAAGUCAGAUGAAUCAGAACAGCCACAUCAUCCUGUGUGGUCAAAUUUCUCAGUACAACAAAGAUGUGCCUUAUCCUCCUCCAUUAACCCCUGCUGUAGAAGCAAUCCGGAAAGAAAGGAACAUCACAAGAGAAAGAUUUCUGGUGUUAAAUUAUAAGGACAAAUUUGAGUCUGGUAUUCUACAGCUGAGUCAAUGGUUUAAAGAAGGAAAGCUAAAGAUCAAAGAAACUAUGAUAAAUGGAUUGGAAAACAUGGGAGCUGCAUUCCAGUCCAUGAUGACAGGAGGUAACAUUGGAAAGCAGAUAGUUUGCAUUUCAGAAGAAACCUCUUUGUAAUCUCUAUAAAUGUCUUCAUCAAGGAAAUAGUUUUCUUUCCAUUUUG
Molecule: messenger RNA, 1291 nt
Organism: Rhinolophus ferrumequinum (greater horseshoe bat)
Lineage: Eukaryota; Metazoa; Chordata; Mammalia; Chiroptera; Rhinolophidae
Gene: PTGR2
Product: prostaglandin reductase 2
Exons: 10
Coding region: 190-1245 (351 amino acids)
Biological process (GO): prostaglandin metabolic process
Molecular function (GO): 15-oxoprostaglandin 13-reductase [NAD(P)+] activity
Source: RefSeq, a predicted model, not a curated record